AUGGCCAUGUCGCAUUACGCUCCAUAUACCAAAUCACACGGCGACUGGUUUGUACGCAAGUGGGCAGAGUUAAGGCUCGAAUUGGAGCAGUAUCUGGGUGGGAAUAUUCGAGUGCGAAAUCUUCGCGGGCUGUCGAAUUAUGAUGCACGGUUCGCGGCACUGGCCAAAGAGGAAUCGAAGACAGUGCCAAAGCAGCCAGACCAGGAGAGCAUUGGAGCGAUCGAGAACUGGAAGAAGGCUGUAGCAGACAAGUGGCGGCCGUUGAUUGCCGAGAAAGCGGCGGAUAAAGAAGUCACUGCCGUUCGUUGGGACUUUGAGUUCUCCACGUCAGGCCCCAGCGACAACAACAAGAUAGUCGAGAUCGUCAAGACCGCCCGGGAAAUGUGUAUCGUUCAAUGA
Molecule: messenger RNA, 399 nt
Organism: Parastagonospora nodorum SN15
Lineage: Eukaryota; Fungi; Ascomycota; Dothideomycetes; Pleosporales; Phaeosphaeriaceae
Exons: 2
Coding region: 1-399 (132 amino acids)
Source: RefSeq, a predicted model, not a curated record